Messenger RNA from Fusarium tjaetaba, 1443 nucleotides. RefSeq lists its product as uncharacterized. Lineage: Eukaryota; Fungi; Ascomycota; Sordariomycetes; Hypocreales; Nectriaceae. The record is from RefSeq and is a predicted model, not a curated record. The coding region runs from base 1 to 1443 and encodes 480 amino acids. The transcript has a single exon.
AUGUCUUCCUCGUCUAACACCACUGAUGACCAACAGCAGGACUCUCUGUCCAAACUUCCAACUGAGGUUCUACUUGACAUUGUCGGCAGGGACUAUCUGAAAUGGGAGGACCACUGGAACCUCCGACGUACAUCAUCUCGCCUAUUCCAGCUUGCUCGGGGGCCCAUGUUCCAGGGAGGAGACUAUUGCAUCUUUCGAAUGGCUUGCUUCCGCGGUGAUCUCGAUACGCUAGCUAUUUGUGCUCUGUAUGACGCCGUACCGACCGAGUGCCGUCAGAAGUGCCUGUUCGAGGGUCCUUUGGGUAUCAUUCAGCCGGGACAAGGCCUUCACCCAAGUCAGACGGAGAAUGAUAACUACAAGGAGUCUGGAUAUUCCAAUGCCUGGGGCGACGGACUUCGCGGGCCCGGCGACACUCGAGGACCCGACGACACUGUUACACAAGCAUUCUACCACGGACCCGGCGACAUUGUUACACUAGGGUUCUACGAAGGUAACUUUUCUGCAGAGAGAUUCAUUGAGGUUUGGCAAUGGCUGUCGGACCAGGGGUGUGAACUCUUCACUUUUGUGAAGCUAAGCUCCCUGAUCAUCAUGCCUUGCCCUUGCUUCUCGUCUGUUCUGCUAUCUAUGCUUCCAAUUGCUACUGACAAAGCGCGCCAUCAAGGGAUCUGCGACGUGAUCCAUUUCCUUUACAGCAAGGGCUUGAGAAUCCCUCAUCCGGACAGGAGACAUUGGGUGAGAGGAACGUGGCCAGCUUAUGACCCUCUAGCCAAGGGGAAUCGCCCAACCAUCCUGCAGACUCUGCUGCAGACCAACUGCCCACCCUCCAUUGUUGAACUCUACUUGAGACAGGUCAACGAUGAGGGCCUCGUUUUCGAUUAUAGUCGCACAUGGCUUUCAUCCCCGCGUGGAUUGGGAUGCAUCUCAGAAUUUCUCCGCAUCCUGUUUGAUGAUAUGUUCGCUCCCUGGAUCUUCAAGGGUGACAAUACCCGUAGUAUGGGCGAUGAUCUCCAAGAAAAGAUCUGCUUACUGACUCAACACCAGGGCGCCAAUGCUUUUGAGCUAUACAUGCUUCAGGACAUCGUCACCGCACUGCGGAGGAUUGAUGCCAGAAAGGUAAGUCGGGGCUAUCUUGACUUUGACCGCGAUGGAGUGUGGUGCUGGUAUCAACUCUGCCUGACAGUUGCUUAUAUCUCUGAUCAGAAUAUUUGCAGCCAAACGGUGGAUCUUCACUUCACCGACCCUGGAGACGCAGAGAUGAUUAACCCGUACUUCAGAAGAGCCUGGGCUCCUCACACGGAACUGGCGCGUGCGAGGAGGGGGGUCCUUAAGAAGAGAGCUCUCGAAGCUGGGCAAGAUCCCAAUGGCGUUCAGCCACAAGGAGUGGUACCAGCGGGACGUAGGUGGGCUCAGAUGCCCCUGGCUGCUUGGGAUUUCAUCCUCUAA